Eimeria acervulina is the source of this 333-nucleotide messenger RNA. RefSeq names its product CHCH domain-containing protein, putative. Gene Ontology annotation, biological process: mitochondrion organization. The record is from RefSeq and is a predicted model, not a curated record. The transcript is spliced from 2 exons. The coding region runs from base 1 to 333 and encodes 110 amino acids. NCBI's taxonomy places the organism in Eukaryota, Apicomplexa, Conoidasida, Eucoccidiorida, Eimeriidae. Gene Ontology annotation, cellular component: nucleus; mitochondrion.
AUGACGGGGGGCAGCGGCGGAGGCGGCGGCUUUAUGGCCAACAUGGUGGGGAAUGUUGCAAGUGGAAUGGCUUCGGGUGUUGGGUUCGGUGUGGCGCAGCGCGCGGUUGACGCCGUUAUGGGGCCGCGUUCUAUGGAGGUUGUUCACACGAACAGCGCAGCACCCGUCACUGCAGCUCAGCCGCAAAUGAUGCAACAGAACCUUCAGCAAAAUCCUUGUGCAGCGUAUCAGGAGGAACUUAGCCAGUGCAUGACGCGCCACACCGACAUCACGCUUUGCCAGAACUACUUGGACAAUCUGAAGGCGUGCCAGAUGAACAUGAACAGGAGCUGA